This is a messenger RNA of Asparagus officinalis (garden asparagus), 1590 nucleotides long. Its product is annotated as probable protein kinase At2g41970. The transcript has 8 exons. Bases 313 to 1374 code for a protein of 353 amino acids. The record is from RefSeq and is a predicted model, not a curated record. Gene Ontology annotation, molecular function: ATP binding; protein tyrosine kinase activity. Gene Ontology annotation, biological process: protein phosphorylation. Lineage: Eukaryota; Viridiplantae; Streptophyta; Magnoliopsida; Asparagales; Asparagaceae.
ACGGUAGUUGAUAUAAAAGGACACGAUCGUCCCGCGAACGACGUGAACGCCUCUGUUUCCCCAAGGGCCGUUCCUCUCCCUUAAUUAGAAGAGGGAUCAAAUUUUCAGCACGAUCAAAAAUAAAAAUAGAUUAGGGUUUUGUAAUCUCUCCUGCAUUUCCCCUAACUUCACAAUUUUUUUUUUUUGCGGGAAAAUUUGAGGACUGCGAUCGGGAUCAGGGUUCGGCUCCUCUCCCAGCUGAUCUCUUCACUUGAGUUAGAGAACAAUUCAAGUGUCCAGUGUCUUUUUUGUUCGUCACCGGCGAUCCUCAACAUGUGGUGCUGCUGCUGCGACACAGAAGAGGAUACUCAUGGACCUCCAGCUAGGGAGAACCCUGCUCCCAUUAACCACAACACUCCUGGUCAGGAUAGGGACCGAAGAGAGCCUACUGCUCCAAAGAGUGGAGCUGCUAAGAAGGCUUUGCCAAUUGAUCUCCCAGCUUUUUCCUUAGCUGACCUGAACCGGUUGACCAGCAACUUUGGCGAGAAGGCUCUAGUUGGUGAAGGAUCAUUUGGACGAGUCUUUUAUGCACUUCUACCAAAGAAACUAGACCCAAAUGCCUCUCAAGAACAUGACUCUGAUUUCCUAACUCAGCUAUCAAUGGUUUCAAGACUUAACCAUGAUUACUUUGUCCGGUUGCUGGGUUAUUGCUUGGAGGAGAAUAAUAGGAUUUUGGUAUAUGAAUUUGCAACAAGAGGGUCACUACACGACAUUCUACAUGGGAAGAAAGGGGUACAAGGUGCUGAGCCUGGUCCUGUAUUGAGUUGGAACCAGCGUGUAAAGAUUGCUUAUGGUGCUGCGAGAGGUCUUGAGUUUCUUCAUGAGAAAGUGCAGCCUUCUAUAGUCCAUCGGGAUGUGAGAUCAAGCAAUGUCCUCGUGUUUGAGGAUUUUAACUCAAAGAUCGCUGAUUUUAAUUUGACCAACCAGUCUCCUGAUACUGCAGCUCGCUUGCACUCGACUCGAGUUUUAGGAACAUUUGGUUAUCAUGCUCCAGAGUAUGCAAUGACAGGACAGUUGACUCAGAAGAGUGAUGUCUAUAGCUAUGGGGUUGUUCUUCUAGAGCUCUUAACAGGUAGAAAACCUGUAGAUCAUACCAUGCCAAAAGGACAGCAAAGUCUUGUUACUUGGGCAACACCAAGGUUAAGUGAAGACAAAGUUAGACAAUGUGUUGACCCCAAGCUAAACAAUGAAUACCCACCGAAAGGAGUUGCUAAGAUGGCAGCGGUUGCAGCACUCUGUGUUCAGUAUGAAUCUGACUUCCGACCAAAUAUGACGAUCGUUGCGAAGGCCCUUCAACCACUUCUCCAGAGAGUACAGGAAGCUAAUCAUUCCUAAUAAUUUUGGCGGAGAAACACUAGAAUCUGUAGUUGAUGUUUCACUGUACGUACCUGAAGAGAUUGAACAUCAUAGCUAACACUGUAAAAAAAAAUUACAUGUUUUCGCUGAGUUUACUAAAAUCAGUGUGCUGUUUGCGUUGUCAACCUGGAGCAUCGUGUAUUGAGAUUAGAACAUUUGGUUUUGGAUUUUAUGUAAAAUUGUUGGUGAAGAUCA